AUGGAUGGCGAAUCCAAAUGCUCCGUCGAUGUCGCCGAGGGCGCCUACAUCAUGGCCAGCAUCAUGGCCGUCUCCGGCAUCAUGGUCACCGUCCUCGUGCUCUCCGGCCUCUUCCAUUCUGUGCUUCGACGUCUCGGACAGCCCAGCGUUAUCUCGCACAUCCUGGCAGGCAUCGUGGUUGGCCCGACGGUGCUUGGCCGUGCCAUAAACCUCCGCCAGCUGGGCAUGCGCGACGCCGGCGACGCGCUUGGCGGCACAAUUCGCUUCGUCCGCAUGGUGUUCAUGUUCUUCAUCGGCCUCGAGUUGGACCUGCGCUACUUGCGUCGCAACCUACGUCGCUCGCUAGUUGUGGCCUGCGGCGGCUCCGGGAUCUGCUUCGUCCUUGCCGUGCUGGCUGGGCCCUUCUCCUACGGCUUCUUGCACCCGAGGCAGGGCCACUUCCAGCCCAGCAACAUCUAUGCCUCCACCGCGCUCUUCGCAAUCGUGCUCACCAGCACCGCCUCACCCGUCCUCAUCCGCAUCGUCACCGAGCUCAAGCUGACCGGUUCCGAGACCGGACAGAUCGCCAUCGGCGCCGCCUUCGCCAACGACAUGGCCAGCCUCACCGCUCUAAGCAUCAUCAUUGUCACCCACACCCUGUACGGCAAGGUGCCCACGGAGAAGGAGUCCUCGCCGCUGGCCAAGGCCGCGGUGGUGGCGUGCAUGGCGCUGACGGUGUGGAUGGCUGUUAACCUUGCGGCGUGGGUGGCUCGCAUGCUCAACCGGCUCAAGCGCGGGAGGCAGUACAUCAGCAAGUACGAGCUGUGUGGUAUGCUGCUCCUUGUCGUGGGCCUCUCAAUGCUAGAGCAGAUCAUGGGCUACAGCGCCUCCAUGACGGCCUUCCUCAUCGGCCUCGCCAUGCCACGUGAGGGCCCCACCGCGCGGACGCUAAUGGACCGCCUCGCCUACCCUGUGCACCAGCUCUUCAUGCCACUCUGCUUCGGGGCCAUCGGUGCUCGCCUCGACUUCGCCAAGAUUGGGAACUUCACGGUGGUCCAGCUCGUUGUGGCCGUUACCUUCACCACGUUGUUGAGCACGGCGGGGAAGGUGGCCGGCACCGUGCUGGCAGGGCGGGCGUUGGGCAUCGCCACCCGAGAGGCCAUCGUGCUGGGUGCACUGCUCAACGUCAAGGGUUACUCGGAUAUCCUCGCCAUCAACUUUGGGAACAAGAUCAAUGUAUGGGGCGAGACCAUGCAGGUGGUGCUUCUCAUAUCGUCCAUCGUCAACACAUUCAUGGCCGGCCCUGCGUCCGCCGCCAUCGUCCGCCAGCAGCGUCGCGCCUCCCGCUAUCGCUCGCGCUGCCUCGAGGACCUUAGCGUGGACCAUGAGCUCCGCAUGCUCGUAUGCAUCCACGACGCCACUAGCGUCUACUCGAUGCUCACGCUCAGUGACCUCUCCAAGGGCAGGGCACCGGUCACCGUGUACCUAUUGCACCUUGUCGAGCUCGUGACAUCGCACAAGUACGCCAUCACGCAACAGCUGUACCAUGCCCGAGACGGUGGCCAGGAUGAGGACGAGGACGAGUGGGGCUACGCGCGUGAGAUCGAGCAGGUGGCCUCCGCUGUGGCGACCUUCACCUAUGACAAUGCCAUCCUCGUGCGGCAGAUGACGGCCAUAUCCAACUUGGGUUCCAUGGAUACAGAUGUGCGCAACUGUGUGGAGGAUGCGCGUGCGUCGCUAGUGAUCAUGCCCUUCCACAAGGAGCAACGCUACGAUGGGCGCAUGGUGUGCCGGCAUGAGGGGCGGCGCCAACUGAACCAACAGAUCCUGCAUAGGGCUCCUUGCACGGUGGGGAUCCUUGUGGAGCGCUGUUUUGCUAAUGAGGUCACGGGAGAGAAUCAUCAGGUGGUGGCGUUGUUCCUGGGCGGUGCUGAUGACAGGGAGGCAGUGUCAUAUGCAAUACGGCUGGCAGUGCAACCGUCAGUGACAGUGGCUGUGUGCAGGUUCCUUCUUCCAAGCGGAAGGGGUUUAUCGGGCAACCCGAAGGUGAUGGAGGAGGCCAUGGAAGAUGAGGAAUUCAUGGCAGACCUAUACGCGAGGUUUGUGGCACCAGGUCACGUAUCAUACAUGGAGAAGUACGUGAGCAAUGGCGCGGAGACAGUAAACGCGCUUAGCUCCAUGGUGGGUACAUGCUCACUCUUCGUCGUGGGAAAGGGUGAUAGGGCCCACGGCAGCAGAGGCGUGAUGACGAGUGACAUGGGCGAUUGGGAUGAAGAAUGCCAGGAGCUAGGGCCCAUUGGUGAGCUCCUGUCCUCGGACGAUUUGGUAGGUUGUGGUUCCGUUCUAGUGCUGCAGCAGCAUAACAAGCACAAGAUGAAGACAUGGAACAAGGACAACCAACAACAACAAUGUCAUCAAGCUCAGGGCCACCAAGCUAGUGUAGUCGAUGCCAAUGUUGUUGUUGACAUCAUUGGAUCCUUCUCCAGCAGAAGUAGUAGUAGUUAUUAUUCACAACAAGCAAAUUGA
This is a messenger RNA of Miscanthus lutarioriparius, 2505 nucleotides long. NCBI's taxonomy places the organism in Eukaryota, Viridiplantae, Streptophyta, Magnoliopsida, Poales, Poaceae. The record is from the annotation of a GenBank genome assembly.